Molecule: messenger RNA, 3465 nt
Organism: Aspergillus ruber CBS 135680
Lineage: Eukaryota; Fungi; Ascomycota; Eurotiomycetes; Eurotiales; Aspergillaceae
Product: PH domain protein
Exons: 3
Coding region: 1-3465 (1154 amino acids)
Source: RefSeq, a predicted model, not a curated record
AUGGCUCGUUCGCGGGUAAUCUCGUUCAUGUCCUCUUUGGGUCCGUCCCGCAACAGCAACCAAGCCAACAAUCGCAAGCGCGAUUCCUCUGCUUCAUUUACGCUAGAGUCGUCAUCGCUGUCAACUGUGGGCACGACUUCCUCUGAUGCGCCAUCGCCGGUGGUCGAGGGUUCGCCGACAGGAGCUCCAUAUAGAGAGCGCCGUGGCUCUCGCCCGUCUUCAGCCGUUUUCUCGCACAAACCUCCGCAGUUAGAUGUCUCGGGGGAUACACCUGCUGAAAUUCAACCAAUUUUUGCUCUUUUGAACAGUCAUGCCAACAAAAUAUACCAAGAGGGAUAUUUUCUUAAGCUGAAUGAUUUGGAUACCCAUGGCCGGCCUUGUCCCGAUAGACAGUGGGUGGAGUGCUAUGCGCAACUGAUCGGAACUGUUCUGUCGCUAUGGAACGCCGCUGCGCUGGACGCAGCGCGAGAUGGGCAAGAGGUGCCUCCGACUUUCAUCAAUUUGGCUGAUGCCUCGAUCAAGACGAUCGAGACGCUGCCCGUUAAAAACCAACAAUCGCAGCCAUUGAAAAAUGUGUUGAGUCUCUGCUCUGCAGGCCAAAACCGAUAUCUCCUGCACUUCAACUCGUUCAAUUCGUUAGUCCAAUGGACCUCCGCAAUCCGAUUGGCUAUGUACGAGCACACGUCCCUCUACGAAGCGUAUACCGGUUCCAUUUUCGCAGGGAAAGGAAAAGGUCUCGCAAAUGCCAGUUCUAUCUUGCAACAGACGCGGUUCAAGCACGAAGACUGGGCUCGUGUGCGGUUUGGUGCUGGUACACCAUGGCGGCGUUGCUGGUUCGUCGUGUCACCGCCGGACGAGAAAGAAAUACAAAAGGCACGCAAGACGAUGAAGAGACGAUCCGCCUAUGAUCGGUCGCCCUCUACAGUUAAGGGAAACAUCAAAUUCUAUGAGUCAAAAAAGACCAAGAAGCAAAAGCCGAUUGCUACCGUCACUAAUGCCUACGCUGCCUACGCUAUCUAUCCCGAGUCUAUCCCAUUGAUUGAUCAGUCUACAUUGGUCAAAAUUGAAGGGCAUAUCACAAUUCAUGCAUCAUCCGAAUCGAGCACGGAAGGUUUUGUCUUUGUCAUGCCCGAAACACAUCCCGCGGUGUCUGGCUUUGAAACGAUGCUUCGCUUCCUGAUUCCCACGUUCGACACUUUCAAUCUCUACGGGCGUCCCAACCGUAUUAUUGCCGUCACAAACCACAUAAAAAGUAUUAUGUUUGCUUUCCCCAGAAAUCGUCGACAUGGUUAUCUGGACAGCCUGGACAUCGCAAAUUUGAUGCAGACUCCCGGUUGCCUGAACUGGAGUGAAACGGAAUGGAGGCAGCAGCUCAAGGAGGCGACCGCCCGUCGCAUGGCUGCUGGUGGUGGCGGCAGCAGAAGCAGCAGUAUCUCAAGCGAAAAGCCGCGCUUUAGGGCUAGCUUGCCCAAUCGACAGAGUACUAUGCCCGUUGGUGCAGCCCGCAUGUUUACUCCCCCUUCACAUUUCCAGCCAGCCUUGAAUCAAUCCGUGGAUAACAUCAUCCCCGAGAGGCCACGAGAAGAGCCCGAGUCGCCAAGCAACCAUUCCCGGGCCCAGUCAGACACUGUCGGACUGCAUGGUCCCCUCGAACGGCCUUCGCGAUUUCGCACAGACAUGUCUCCAGCAUCAUCGGUUUACCAUCUUGCGGAGGAUGGCAGUGAAAGGCCCGAGUCCAGCAACAACGACCGGAGUAUCUCAGACCACGGGCAGCAAGUUGACCCCCAAGCUGCAGCGGUUCGGGAGGAUCUCGUAUCUCCAUCCCCGCCGGCACCUGUGUCAAGCCCUCCUGCAUUUACUCAUGGACCGAACCAGACACCCUCAAUUCGACCACGCCCAUCAGUUGAUGCGAGAAAGGCUAACAAUCGCAUGUCCAAGGCCACUUUUGCGCAAAUGGCUGCUGCUAGUGGUGCCGGUCUAUCAGCCGGAAGCCCCACAACCAAGAGCACUGAGGACAUGCGUCAACAGAAUGUGUCCGCCAGUAACCCCUAUGCCUCUGAGCCUCGCGGUUUGGGUGUAUCUGAUGUGAACUGGCACGCCUCCAGCGAGGUUAUCGCGGCUCCGAAACUCGUUACGGUACCAUCACCAAUCACUAUCCGUUCGGCAGGCAGUACACCGUCGUCUGGAUCACCAUCUGCGCCAUCGUCAAUCAAGAACCGUUUGAGCUUGGAUACCACCAAAGCAAUCAAACGGAAACCCGUUGGUCAAUCGCAGAGAGCGCAGUUUGAUGUCACCAGUCCGGUGGUUAGCACCACGGGUGAGCCCAGUUAUGAUGAUUUACGGCACACUGUCGACGAGGAUGCACUGAAUCAGGUCGGGUUACUUCACGACCCCACACCAUCCCCGGCAAAGGAUAGCCAUCAUGAUGAAGAAAGUGUCUACGACACUGUGUAUGAUGACGCAUCCACGGUCUCUCCAGACUACGCGAGUACCCACGGAUCUGUUUACAGCAAGGCCUCAUCCGUCCGACGUCCUAGGAUGGGUGUGAAGAAGACAGUGGGGGGUGGCGAGCCAGAGAGAAACGUGGUUAUCGGUGAUGCUAAAUACACUGUUGAUCAACAACAAUCCAAGUCCAACCCGGAUAUCCCGAGCGUGGACUUUGGGCCUACCAUGACUUAUCUCCCCACGACUGGUCGCCCGAGCACAGCAGACACAUUGAAACAGUCUGGACACGAGCGUACCGGCUCCGACUCUACGGAGAGGCAGCGAAUCAAUGUCCCAACAUAUUCCUCCCAUUCGAGAAAUUCAAGUCGGGACGAACGUCGUCGCAGCAUCCCCUGGCAACCCGGAAUGUCAAAUGGACGCCCUACCACCCCUCUUGCGUACGGCCAGGGUCCCACUUCCCCGGUUCAUCCACGACCCCAGAAACCUCCAGUUUCACCCAACUGGAUGGCCCAUUCCACUUCCAACAUGCAUCUGGGACAAAACCAAUCCCAGCCUCGUUCCCGCGGCACCGGCGCCAUGAUGCCCCAGAAUAUCUCUCCCAACUUGUCCGCUCGCGAACAGGAGCACGUCGCACGCAUGACCGGAUCAGCCUUUUUUAACAUGUCCUCUUCAUCUCACCGACAACAACCACAAGCUGGCCCCAGAGGCCUCGUCGCGGAGAUUGAUGCUCGCGAACGCCAGAAGAAGGAUCUGAAGGAGGGCAUGUCCAACCACAUGGUACAGCACGCCAUUGCCCAACGUCAGCAGCACAUGCAAUACCAACCACAGCAUGCUUCGUACUACGGAGGUGAUGCUUACAAUGGCUACAACCUGCCCGCAGCUGGACAUAGCGUUGGUGCGCUGAACCAGGCAUACCGUACUGAUGAACCGCGACGGCAGACUUGGUACGGAAACAGGAUGCAGCAGACUGCACCGAUUUACUACAGCCAGGGUCCUGGGCAGUAUACCAACAUGCACUAA